Molecule: messenger RNA, 7909 nt
Organism: Neoarius graeffei (lesser salmon catfish)
Lineage: Eukaryota; Metazoa; Chordata; Actinopteri; Siluriformes; Ariidae
Gene: bicd2a
Product: protein bicaudal D homolog 2
Exons: 9
Coding region: 309-2828 (839 amino acids)
Biological process (GO): protein localization to organelle; microtubule anchoring at microtubule organizing center; regulation of microtubule cytoskeleton organization
Cellular component (GO): Golgi apparatus; cytosol
Molecular function (GO): dynein complex binding; dynactin binding; cytoskeletal adaptor activity
Source: RefSeq, a predicted model, not a curated record
UGUUGGCCAGCUGACUGCUCCUCACAGGAGGAGCGGAGAAGAGAGCUUGCAUUAACGGGCAAGGAGAGGAGCGGAGAGGAGCUGAGCGGAGCGGAGCUCUCCGGCGCCAUGGAGUAGCACUACGAGAACGAAAAACAAUAAUAAUAAUAAUAAACAGCCAUACUAUCGCUUAACAUGUUCAAACGCAGAAGAAACUAAAUUAUUCGCCCCGACAUCAUCAUCAUCAUCAUAAUAAUAAUAAUAAAUAAAAGGUUUGUCGGUGACACCCUUCAGGUUGUUUUGAAUCUGUCCUGGUUUUGCUCGUAAAGAUGUCCACGGAGGAGAUGCUGGCGGAGAUCGCGCGCCUCUCGGGUGAGCUGAACGAGACCACGCGCGAGAAGAUCCAGGCGGCGGAAUACGGGCUCGCGGUGCUGGAGGAGAAACAGGCGCUCAAACAGCAGUAUGACGAGCUGGAGGGUGAAUAUGACAGCGUCCGGCAAGAACUGGACCAGCUCAGAGAGGCAUUCGGACAGGCUCACUCCAACCAGAGGAAAGUGGCAGCCGAUGGUGAGAGUCGGGAGGAGUCUCUGCUCCUGGAGUCAGCAUGUAAGGAGGCGUACUACGAGCAGCGUGUGCAAGAGCUACAAACCGAGCUCAGGCAGACGCGUAACGCCCUCACCAACACACAGUCAGAGAACGAGCGCCUGUCCACCAUCACCCAGGAGCUCAGGGAGAACAGUCAGGUGGUGGAGCUGCAGAGGUCCCGACUCCGUGAUGACAUCAAGGAGUACAAAUUCCGCGAGGCUCGUCUGCUGCAGGACUACAGCGAAUUGGAGGAGGAAAACAUUGCGCUGCAGAAACAUGUGUCUGUGCUCAAACAGAGCCAGGUGGAGUUUGAGGGCCUGAAGCAUGAGAUUCGUCGCCUGGAGGAGGACACGCAGUUCCUGAACAGCCAAUUGGAGGAUGCUAUCCGUCUGAAGGAGAUAGCCGAGAGACAGCUGGGAGAAGCUUUGGAAACCAUCAAGACUGAGAGGGAGCAGAAGGCGGCCAUGAGGAAGGAACUGUCCCAGUACAUGAACAUUGGGGACUCCAUGUACCACAAUUCCUUGAGUAUCUCUCUGGAUGGGUUGAAAUUCAGCGAAGAUGUGAUGAUCGAGCCCAACAAUGAUGACCCCAUCCACGGCUAUGAAAAUGGCUUUGACAAGAUCCCGGAUGCCGAAGAUAACCGGAUGUCUACGCCCAAAAAGGACCAGCUGUUCCGUCCAGCCCCCAGCCUUGUGGAUGACUUGCUGAGUGAACUCAACAUCUCUGAAAUCCAGAAGCUUAAACAACAACUUGUGCAGGUGGAGCGGGAGAAGGUGACGUUGCUAUCAACGCUGCAGGACUCACAAAAGCAGUUGGAGCAGGCCCACGGGGCUCUGUCAGAGGAGCAUGAGAAGGUGAGCCGCCUCACUGAGAAUCUGAAUGCCAUGCGCAAGCUUCACGCCAGCAAGGAGCGCCAGUCAGCCCUGGACAACGAGAAAGAACGUGACAGCAAUGAGGACAGCGACUACUAUGAGGUGGACAUCAAUGGGCCUGAGAUCCUGGAGUGCAAGUACAAGGUUGCUGUUUCCGAGGCGGGUCACCUGAAAGAGGAACUGAAAACUCUGAAGUCUGAAUACUCUGCUUGCCGAUCGCAGCUUGAGGAGGAGCGUAGCCGAUUGGAGAGCCAGGUGGCGUCACUCCGCUCUGAGCUGAGUACCCUGGAGUGCAGCAGCCGUGCAGAGCGUGAGCAGCUGGCACAGAUGGAGAAAGAGUUACGCCGGGCCAGUGAAGCAGCCGGUGAGAGCCAGGGAAGUCUAAGCGUGGCACAAGACGAGCUGGCCACAUUCAGUGAGGAGCUCGCCAACCUUUACCACCAUGUUUGCAUGUGCAACAAUGAGACGCCCAGCCGUGUCAUGCUUGACUUCUACCGUGAGGGCAAAGCCAACGCUGGCACCAAUACCAACAAUCGGGGCAGCCCUGAGGGUCGUGGCCGUCGUUCACCCAUCCUCCUGACGCGUGGACUCUUCCCCACCCCCGAGGCAGAAUCUCCAUCCCCUGUCUCUUCCCCAGUGGCUGACCCACGCAAAGAGCCAAUGAACAUCUACAACUUAGUAGCCAUCAUCCGUGACCAGAUCAGACACCUGCAACUGGCCGUAGACCGCAGCACAGAGCUGUCUCGUCAGCGCCUGGCUUCUGCCGAGCUUUGUCCCACUGCUGACCGUGACCACGAGGCCAAUGUGGAAGAGAUCCUGAAGCUCAAGUCUCUUCUCAGCACCAAAAGAGAGCAGAUCGCCACCUUGAGAACUGUCCUUAAAGCCAACAAGCAGACUGCUGAGGUAGCACUGGCCAACCUGAAGAGCAAAUAUGAGAACGAGAAGGCCAUGGUGACUGAGACAAUGAUGAAGCUUCGCAACGAGCUCAAAGCCCUGAAAGAGGAUGCUGCCACCUUCUCUUCCCUUCGAGCCAUGUUUGCCACCCGCUGUGACGAGUACGUCACUCAGCUGGACGAGAUGCAGAGGCAGCUGGCAGCAGCUGAGGAUGAGAAGAAGACCCUGAACUCACUCCUGCGCAUGGCCAUCCAGCAGAAGCUGGCCCUCACGCAGCGUCUAGAAGAUCUCGAGUUCGACCAUGAGCAGACGCGCCGGAGCGGAGCCAACAGCAAGACCAAGUCCGCCUCCUCCCGGGCCAAGGCCACUCACAACCCUGCACAGUCACAUGUAAGUCCACCCCUCACUGCCACCUGCGGGGGUCGCGGCGAGUCCAACGGCCUCCUGGGAACACCGGUUGUGUUCUGCAGUGAAAAGUACAAGAUCUACUGUGACUAAGUCUUACGUGGCAUGUUUUAAACAGUGUACAAAGCCCCACUCAUGUGCUUUCUCGCUCAUUAUUUGCUGUAUGGUGUGUAUCUUUAUGCCUUAUGGUAACGUGGCUACCAGUGUGAUAGUAGCUAGGUGGAAGACGGCUAAUAUGACGGCUGCCAUUCAUGUGUUCUACAGAGGGCAGUUUGCUUCCUUCUGUACUUACGGUGCUGUAUUUUAAGUGGCAGCUCCAUAUCUGAGCGUAUGUUAGCGCGCAUGUGGUUUUCCUGACCACUCGUAAUGCAAUGGCGUCGUGUCGUGGUUGUGACGUGUACCUAGCUGCCAUCUGCACCUUGGUAGAUAUCCUUCCCCCUUUUUCCCUUUCUCGAACACAUCCUUCCAUCCUCUUAUUCUUUCCCUCUCUCUCUCCUGCAUCAGAAAAGCAUUCUUCUAACCCAGCAGCCCGUUGUGUAAUCAGGUGACUAAUGUUUACAUUGUAUACAUAGAUAAACAUGUUAAUAUGCAAAUCCCCCACUUCUAACAGUAGGUGUUCUGAAGUGGGGAAAAAAGUGAAAGCAGAACAACGGGUUACUGAAAAUUUAGGAGCGUUUUCGGCUCCAUCUUGAUCAAUUGGAGGUGGGCAGAAGUGGGAUGAUGAUGAUGAUGAUAUUAUUAUUAUUUCAAUUGGCAAGCUUUUGGCCAAGACCCAAAUAGCUAAUUGUUUGCCUGCAAUUUGCUAGACACUUGGCUGCAAAAAAAUGUGUAUACUACAUAGUGUCCUUGGUUCUGUCUCCACCUCGAGCACACGUAUGAACAGGGCUCUACAUGAGGGGAUAAUUAUUACAGAGGAGCAUUUCCUCUCUCUCCAUAGAUCCAGCCCCAAACCAUGGAGAGAGUCCUUCAUAGCCAUAACACUGGAGCAUAAAGGAGGAGAGGAAAAUCAGCUCACGUCCUCAAAUUCAAGUGCACUUCUGCUAGGGGACUCAGGUUCCAUAUUUUGCCACACAAAAAGGCAGAUUCUGAUCUGAUUGGUGAAAAAAAAAAAAAAAACCAACACCUUUUGAUUUGGUGAUGAUUCAACUCGAUUCAACAAAAAGAGCACAACACACAAGGCACACUGGUUAGGAUGCCAAAUGAUGAACAAAGAGUGACAACAAGCAUCACCUUGGAAAAGUGCCUGUCUUUUGCUUUCUAUUGGCAACUGUCCAUUUCUCAGCGUAAAGCCCUGUCCCUUGUGUCUGAAAGCUAGUGAUAAUCUGUCAUUAUGCUGUCUCACCCCAGUGCUUGUGUGCAAGGGUAUAUUUGCAUGUGUGUGCGAGUGGAUCCUCUCGUAACGAACAUCUUUCCCUUGCUUCUCCUACAGUAACACCAUUCUCCUUGUAGAUUGUCAGCAGCUUGCUCCCUCUGUCUCGCCGCUUUCCCUUUAAAUACAACAAGAAAACCCCUUCCAUAGCAUUGUCAUAUCGUGAUGCACACUGCGCUCGCAUGAACUUCAGUAACGUGCUGGAGCUGCGUGUUCAGGAAACGCACGAGCCGUGUUUAGUGUUUUAGUUUGUGACGCACAAGCUGAAUAUUUCCACGGCAUCAUGUCACUUCAAGUAGUUUUGUAAAAUAAAGCUUUAAAAUAGCAAGCUAAUGCUAGGGAAAUAAAAAAAAAAUAGUGUGGGGCUUGUAGUUAUCUUAAACUUAUGCCGGCGAUGAAAACUUUUAUUUAUAUAUAUAUAUAUAUAUAUAUAUAUAUAUAUAUAUAUAUAUAUAUAUAUAUAUAUAUAUAUAUAUAUAGCUUUAUUAGCCUAAAAGCAGGGUUGAGGAAGGAUGAGGAAAAGUAAAAAUGAUUUAGGUAUUAUAUAUUCAUAAAAAAAAUACUAUUCAGGUAAAAACCUUCCCAGGCCAGCUUCCUUCUCACCAGAGGAAGUGUGUGUUGCGCGUGCGUGCGUGCGAGCAUGUGUGUGUGUGUGUGUGCGCGCGCGAAUGUGGAAGUGGUAAAGACCUCAGUCCUCAACUCUGCUUCUGCCUGUGCUGCAUUUAAAGCCCUUGUUAGGCCUUUAGAUAAUGUACUGUAUUAAAGAGACGCAAAGCUAUCGCUCUCAUCUUUCUCGCACACUCACAUGAACACACAGCUUGGCUCUGACCACUCUUUUUUUUUUUGUUCCUUCAUGCAUCCUCUAAGCGACACGUGAAGGCUUCAGAUGGGACUGUUAGACUUUUUAAAAGCUUUUACGAUACAAGCAGAGAAUGGAUGGUUAGAAGUAAAAGGACAAAAAUGGGAGAAACUGGUGGAUUAUUCUUUAAAACGUUCUAAUUAUUUUCUACACUCGCACCAAUUAUUCAGAUUCUGUUUCUUGUCACAUUUAACUUGAUGUAGUAUUCUGAUUAUUAAUGAUGUGCGAUCAGUGUUUUGAGGCUGAGGAACUUCUUCCUUCAACUUUGGUACCAUAUUAAAACACACCCCUGGCUUCCUACUAACAUGCAUGUCACCUGGGAAUCCACCUCAGUGCUGAUUUAUCAUCAUUCGAGGACACAUUUGUAGGUGGAGUUUUAACAGGGGAUGGGCGGGGUUUUAUUACUUGUGAGCCAGUGGCUUUCCUGCGCUUGCUAUUUUUCCGAACUAAGUCUGAGACUUUCUUAUGUUAAAGUCUACAGCCGUCAGCGACAAUUCAUUUUCUGGUGACUAACCCGCUAAUACUCUUGUAGUCAGACUUUUUCAUUUGAUCUCUGCACCGCUUGUGGGCAUUUAUUGAACAUUCUGGCAGCAUGCCUCUGAUUUAUUCAACUGCUCUAAAAUUCAUUAUUUCUUUUGUUUUCAUUUUGCAGUAAAGUUCAGCCCCUAGUUGAGCGGGACAGUCGCCAUUCCAUCAUGCUGAUAAAUUCACUCUGCUUUUAGCCCAAAGGAAAUCCACUGGAAGACCAAAAUAUCUGAUUUUAUCUUUUUUUUUUUAACAAAUAAUUAUUUACGGUCUAAUUCUUACAGGAAGCAUUUGAUAAAUGAUUAUGAACUAAAUUUAACAUGGUUAAAAUGGCAUCAUUACCAUUUUAUUUUAAUAUAAUAUAUAUAUAUAAUUUUUUUUUUUUUUAGUUCAGUAGGAAGCCUGUGCUCACAGAUAAUUCAACUCCACCUAUAAGAAUUUAUAUUCUGGGUCACUCUAAAUUGGAAAACAAAGAAAAGUGUUAAAGAAAAACGAUUCUAUAAUGAGUAGUUAUAUUUUAUUUUGUAAACUGUGCACUUUUAUUAUAGGUAUAUUGCUUUCAUUAUUAAUCUAGGGUUAGGUUUGUAGUGCUUUGGUUUGUGAGUAUGCUGUAUACUGCACAUAUAUUGACAGUAAUAGUUUUAUUUUUUUUUCAUAUAUGCACUCUGUAUGCAAAGAACACAGAUCAACUCACAUAUCCAAAACUACUCACACUGCAAACCAGUCCUGUUGUAUUCUGUGAAAUGAAUCCAUGAGCAUGUUAUCACUUAUAUUUUUUAUAAUCACUCGAUCAUUUAAAAUGUUAUAUCGUGGGGUUUUUUUUUUUUUUUGGACGUUUGUUCUACUGCCAUAUUUUAAAACAAAAUCCCGGGUGGUCAGAUGCUGGGCUUUUUUGUCUAUUUAUUAUUCUUAGGAAUAGUUCAAAGUGAACAUGGAGAAACUUGAUGAUAUUUUUGGCUUAACACAGUAAAGCGUGCUUCAGAAAGAACAAAAUCCACAACCGACGGUGUGGAUUUUUUCUUUUUUGGUCUUCUAGCACCGCUUUACUUAAGCUUUCUAUGGAUCACUGAUUUCACGAAUUCUCUGCAAGCGUAAAAAUUAAUUCCAAAUUGGAAUGAUCUCAUUCUCUCUUUAUUUAUCGUGCCAAGUCUCGGUACACUGUUUUACGUUUGAUACGAGAAAAAAAAAAGAAUGGAGAUUAGAAAGAAGAGAAUUGCUCCCACUUUCAUGCCCUCCAUUUGAUUUUGAUUUUUUUUUUGUUUGUUUAGUUUGUUUUGCUGUUUAUUCUGACCAGGAGUGCCUUUCAUUGUUUCAAGAGAGAAUUAUAGUUUAGGUUUCAGUUUUUGUAGUUGUUUCCCUCUCCUGAAGGUAAGAGGAUUGACCAGGAUUUCUUCCUUCAGAGGAUGCUUAGAAGCAGCAAUAAGUGCAAAAGACACACAAUCAGUUUUGCGAGUGUGUGUUUUGUUAGACAUUAGAUAAAUGAAAUUGCAGGGAAUUCUUGAGAUCAGUGACCCUCUUAGCAAAUUCAGGGGUUUUAGCAAAAGGUCUUUUUUUAAAUCAAGUGAUGGGAAUCAGAAUUAAUCCUAUUUGCCUCAUAACGAACAAAAAAUGACAGACACCACAUAUUUGUGUGAUGUUUGCAGGUGGAGACUGGUGUAUCUAUAGCUUUGUUUGGUGAAGGUAACGUGGUAUUGAUAGUAUUCUUGACAAAUGAGUGAACUUGUGUCCUCUUUUUGUCCAAUUUAUGUUUGCUGUUUUUUUUUUUAAAUCUUUUUUUUUGUUUUAACAUAUUCUUUAAGCAUUGUAAUUUCAGGAAACAGAAAACAUUUUGCAUCAACAAGCUUGAAUAGUGCCAUAAAAGUCACAAUUGGUUUGUUGAGGCAUAAAAAAAAAAACCCAAUUAAUGUUUGGGAAGUUAGGGAAAAAAAGGUCAAUUAAGUGCAAUUCAAACUGCUGAUUUCAAAGCAAAUGAGCUUUUCUGUUUGCUGGAAGCGAUAGUGUUGUGUUAUUCAGCAAGCUGAUAACUUUAUAGUCAUAUUGUGUUCAGUAUUGAUCCGCAAGGAGAGUUUGAUACCUUGAUAUAAAAUCAUGACUUCAUCCAUAUGUUGGUAUUUAUUUGAAAUGUUUUACAGUACUGUUAUCAGUAAUGUGCAUUAUGAUUGGUUAGUGGCGGAAAAUGUCAUAUGCAUGUAAUUCUUCAGCUAUGGAACUUUUACACAGAACGGAAAACAAACCACUUGAAACAGGUUCGAAAAGAAAAGGGGGGGUUAAAUUGAUAAAAGAAAUGUGUUUAGCUAUUAAGUGAUGUAUUACUGCUGAACUAACCCAGAAAAAGUGUUGUUUUGUUUUCCUGAGAGGGAUACUCGUCUGUGUAAAGGUAGUCAUGCUGGUUAAAAAUCAAUAAAAAGGACUAAAAAUGUU